Messenger RNA from Theileria equi strain WA, 1051 nucleotides. RefSeq lists its product as hypothetical. The transcript has 6 exons. Lineage: Eukaryota; Apicomplexa; Aconoidasida; Piroplasmida; Theileriidae. The record is from RefSeq and is a predicted model, not a curated record. Gene Ontology annotation, biological process: transmembrane transport. Bases 41 to 1051 code for a protein of 336 amino acids.
AUUCUGUUCUUAGUUAGCAAAGAACGACCAUGUUAUUAUAAUGAUUAAUGUAGGAAUAGAUAAAUAUGAGGGAUUAAAGGAGAGACUAAGAAAAUUUAAUGAAAAGAAGAAAAAAAAGAGAGUAACAGAUGCAAGACUAAAUUUUACGCAAUAUACAGCCCAUGUAAUCCCAUUGUCUACACAGAGAUUUAUUCUCUCUCCUUUCAACAGAUCAGUUUUGUUUUCUCAAAUCGGAUGUGGUACAUUCAAUAAGCUUUUUUCUAUCAACAAUACAACACCCCUCAAUAUACUAAGAGGAUCAUAUGAACGGUUUGGGUUGCUAAAGUUAUGGAAAGGUACAACUCCUCAUUUAGCUUCCGGAACGAUAUUCCCUGGAAUUUAUAUCCUAUCUAGAUGGGUAUCAGACUUGAAAUAUAUUCCUUAUAAUGAUAAGAGGAGGGUGGUAUAUGUAAAGAGAUAUUUGUCUCUUUUUUCUGUUUACACGUUCUCCCAUUUGUUCAGUUACCCUUUUGAUGUAGCCUAUACUAGACUUGCUACAAACUAUUCAGGUUCUGUUAAAAUCAAGUCACAUUUAAGAUCCGUUUGGAAUACCAAAGGUAUGCAGGGUUUUUAUAGCGGAUUUUCACUAUGUUUAAUGUCCACGGCUACAUAUUUGCUUAUUACAUUCCCACUUAAUGAGAAAUUCCAGUAUAAGCUUAUUGAAAGUGUAAACGAUGAGAUAUCCAAGCACCCGCUACUUAAACAAAAUGUGAAAUCUAUACAACCAAAAGAACUCAAGCCAGUGGAACUGUUCCCUUUUAAUUUAAUUUUUGGUUCAGUUUCAGCAUUCAUCGCACGAACAAUUACGUAUCCACUAGAUACGAUAAGAGUCCUAUACCAAUAUGAUUCUUGGAAAAACAAUUCAAAGUCAAUUUAUAGUGUUUUAAUGAAAUGUACUUCUGGUGGUUGGCUGAGGCUAUAUUCCGGCUUUAGCAUGAAGUGUGUUCUUCUCGUUCCAGAAUGUCUUCUUUAUGGAACAUUUUAUUCCAUAGUGAUCAAGUCGUUGUCUUGA